CUCUUCAGAAACAUUGUAUAUUUUAUCUAGACCCGUUCAGUAGAAGAAGAUGACUUGCGCCAAAGAUCCAUUAGUCUCUCUAGUCCUCUCACAACCAAAGAAGAGGAGUCCAGUCCCAGGCUCCAUUCACCGAGUGAUAAUAAAUGGUUGAGCUUGUCUAUGGAGGAGAUGGAUCGUGGAAAGGAGGAGGGAGUAGAUAGCCAAAGAAGCAGUUCUACAUUUGAUCUUCCCCAACAGAAGACAUCCGAACAGGAAAAUGGCGACCUGCCAAAGCCAAUCCAAAGAAAGUUAGGCCCAAGGAUGGGUAACUUAAUGGGCCAACACGCUGCCAUUACUAAAGAACUGGAAAUGAAACUAAAGUGUGGAAUGGCACCAGGUGUCAGAAGAAUUCCUUCUGAGGACGAAGAAGACCAAAGUAAAGAAGAAAUGGAGACAGGCAAAAAGAUCGAAUACCUGUCUGCAAAAGUCGAUUUAGCGAAAGACACGCUCAAUGUCUUGGAAGAGAGAGUCAGUUUGUUAACCACCCGUGUCGAAGCAACAAGUGAAAAAAGCGAUAAAACUACAUCACAAGUCGGAGAUUUAUUAUUACAAGUUACAGUUACGUUAAAGGAAGCUGAAAGAAUAAAUGCAGAAUGUAAACGUGCACUUGAAGAAGCAAACAAAGCAAGAACAGAAUACCAACUACUGGUGAAAGAAUGCAAAGAAACACUGGUAAAACUAAAUGGAGAACAAGAGUCAGAGAAUGGAACUUAAGCCUUUACAUUUAUUUGAUCUUUUAUAUAAACUAAAUAUGCUGAGGAACACUAUAUAUUACCAAGGAAGAAAAUUAAAAAGAAAAAAAAUUAAAGUACAGUAUUAUGUGAAACAGAAUCAAACAUUUUAACAUUUCUAAAUAAUUCUUUGAGAUUUGUUUUAAGACUGGAAACAAUUCUUAGACACAAAAUCGCAACACAGUGGAAGUUUGAAAAAACGAUGAAAGCAUAUCAAUUUUAAUGUUAAAACACACAGUUGUAAUGCAAAUCAUGGCUUAAAAACCAAAACUGAAACUUUUGAAAUCAAAAUACACUUCAAAUAAGCGAUAAUAGUUUAUAAUAGUGCCCAUUUUCAUCAAAGUAAAAAUAAUCUUGUUAACUAAACAAAAAUAUACACUAAAAUUGUACUCUUAUUAAUAGUUUUCAGGCUUUUACCUAUAAUAAUGAAAUUCUGCAAAAAAAGAAUUGAAGUGUUGUAGAAUUAUUUUCUUAUAUAUAUAUUUAUAAUGGAGAAAAUUUCAUAUCAAUUAAAAUAGUCAUUUAAUAUUCCUUAAUUUCUUAUAAUCAGUUAAUCAGUUAUAUCGUAAUUUUUAUUUUCUGUGCAUACAGAAAGUAUCAAACAUUAAAAAUAUUCCCUAUCUUAAUAGAAACCGUUUUGAUAAUCUCUGGACAUAUUUUUUUUAUAUAAUUUGUAUUUGUGUACCAACAUGAACACUAUGAUAAACCAAACAGUACAUUAAAAUAGCAUCUAAAUUCACUGCUGAAGUUUUAAUAGAAUAAUUCAUUUUUUAACUUUUAUAAUUAACAGAAUAAUGUUCUCGCUGAUAAGGAAGCAUAUUCUGGACAAACGUUUUUCGUUUAACAUUAAAUGAUACAUGGUUCUCCAGAAACACAUCAAUUUCUAAAGUUCUGGGCAUUCCUUAAGAAUAUUGAACCAAAUAUCAAAUUUUAGACAAAAACUUGACUUGCAUUAUUUAUUAAAUUUAUUUUCAUCUUUAUUAAUAGCCAAAGCAAUAAGUUCAGAUUACAUUAAAUCUGAGUACAUUAAGCUAAAACAACAACUAAAUGCAAAUAUGAUUCCCCCCCUCCUUUUUGAAUAAACAAGCCAUAGCAAAAAUUCAAUCAUGUGAAUAAAGAUCCCUUAAAAACGGUAAUUUUUUUACACUUUCAUAGGAAAUCAAUAUUAAAUCAAUUUAACAAGUAUUUUAAUUUGGUUUAAAAUUGAAAGGAAAACUAAAUUCCUGCACUAUUCUUACUAAAAUUAUACCACACUUCUGUAAUUAAAAAGAAAUAUUGUAUAGACGUAGAAAUGUAUAUCCUCAAUAGUAUAUUUUGACAUUUGAUUUUCUAGUCAGUGCCUUAAAUAUUGCUACAGAUUUGCAAAUUGACAUCUUUAUAUAUUUCUAGUAUGGAGAAUUUGUUUACUAUAUGUUUAUGUUAUAAAAGGCUGCAGAUACAUACAAUAAAACUAAAUAUAUGUGUAUACACACAUACUUAAAAAUAAUUUUGAAAUGCAUAAUCUAAUUUAAAUAUAUUUUUUUACUCAUGUAAAUUUUGCUACAUUAAUUUAUGAAAUUUGCAGGUUUUAAAUGAGAUAUUUUCCUUUUAUAAUAAAAUAUUAUCUGUAGCCUUAAUUUUGUAUUUUGAUGCUCUGUUAUAAAAUGUUCACUAUAAUUGUAAAUAAAAUUUUUGUAAUCAUUA
Messenger RNA from Stegodyphus dumicola, 2453 nucleotides. RefSeq lists its product as uncharacterized. Lineage: Eukaryota; Metazoa; Arthropoda; Arachnida; Araneae; Eresidae. The record is from RefSeq and is a predicted model, not a curated record.